Molecule: messenger RNA, 1516 nt
Organism: Lycium ferocissimum
Lineage: Eukaryota; Viridiplantae; Streptophyta; Magnoliopsida; Solanales; Solanaceae
Exons: 2
Coding region: 502-1401 (299 amino acids)
Source: RefSeq, a predicted model, not a curated record
AAUUUCACUAAUUUGCUUGCAUGUUCGUGCUUUCCCUUUCUUUGCUUAUUUAUUUCACAGGAUAUAUUAUUAUAUUUACUAAGGUUUUGUAUGUUUUUUCCUCGAGCCACAUCUCAAUCUCAGCUGGUAUGGUUUAUUAAAGAUGUCCUUUUUGGUUUCAUUAUUGUGAACAAACAACAGGUUAAAUACAUUGAUAGUGUAAAAAUCCUAUACACUGUAGGUGCAUAUAAGUUAAAUCCAGCAAUCUACUCAUCAUUUUAAAUUUAACAAAUAUAUUCAUGUCUUUGGAAUCAAAGGAAAAAUCCUCAGUUUGAAGGGGAACUUGGACAAAACUUUGUAAACAAACUUUCAUCCAUCAUGGCUUAAGAAUCGAAGUAUAAUUGGUUAUGAAGCAAUGGAUAUGUGCUUCUCUCUCAUUUUUAGCAUUUGCUUUUAAUUAUUCUUUGAGUUUAAAUCCCUAUUUAUACAUUGCUCAAUCAAGGUUUCCCCAAAUAACCGAAAAUGGAUAUGGAAUUCAAAUUAGCAAGAGUUGCAGAUGAAUUCACCUCUAAUGAAUUCCUUCAGUUUGGGAAAGAUCGAGCUGGCCUUUUUUUCCAGUCUGCAGAAACAAACACUAUGUUCAUCCUUACUGCUCAUUUGAAAGGUUACACGCGAGAAAACAUAAAGAUCAAUAUUGAUGAGGAGGGGAAUAAAAUGGUGAUAACAUGUGAGAAGCAGGUCCAAGAAACUGUAAAGGUGGGGGGGACAGUGAUCGAGAAAGAUGUAGAAAUUAGAAAAUUUACAAAGGCUUUCAAGAUUCCAGAUGGGGUAAUCUUGGAUAAAAUUGAAACUAAUUUCAAUAAGGAAGCCUCCAUUCUGACUAUUACAAUGCCAAAGAGAGUGGAGGGGAUUCUUGGAACUGGAAUUCAAGAAGUGAAGGAGCCAGAAAAUCUGCCUUUUAGAGUUGAUGAAAUUCCUAGAAAAGCGACAUUUCAUGAAGACAAAGGAGCAGAAUUCUCAUCAGCUGGUUCAGAAUCUGCAUAUCGAAAAGGAGAAGCGAGUCAAGAAACAGAAAUGCAGCCGGGUUUUCCAUCAAAUAUCCAAAAAUCUCAUGCAGAAGUCAAAAAACCUGGUGCUCAAGAUGAAGUUCCUCAAAGGGAAACCGAAAAGCCAAAAGCAGAACCAAAAAGCCAAAAAAUUGAAGAUAUGGGGGAUGGUAAACUUGAAUGUACAAAUUUGAAAGAUGAUAAAAUUUGUGAAAAAGCAAAUGGGAUUGAAGAAGAAAAGGAGGACAAGUUACCUGAGAGGAGGAGCAAGAUAUGUGUUCCUGUAAUUGCUGGCUCAGCUGUAAUUUUAUCUCUAGUUGUCUUUGGGAUUUAUUUCAUGAGAAAUAAGAAGCAACCUGGAAAAAGAAAAGAAUAGGACAAAGAACAUUGUAUGCACACAUGUAACUUUCAAAACCUUCUUCUGUUCUUUUACUAAUUUUUAUUUUAUUGUGAAGGAAAAAAAGAGUAUGUUGUUCAACUUUUGAGGAUUA